ACGUAAGUAACGCAGACGCCCACUGCGUUCUAAAAGAAGCACUGAAACAUUUACUAGCUUCAGAAAUAGUGCAGCCAUGAACUGGAACAAAGGCGGCCCAGGAGUGAAGCGUGGGUUUGGUUUUGGAGGUUUUUCCCUUGCAGGGAAGAAAGAGGAGCCUAAUGCUCCACCAAAAUCUCACACAUCACUUGGAGCUUCUGGAUCAAGUGGCAGUUAUGGAAAAAGCCCACAGCUUCCAUCUUUCUACAAAAUAGGGUCCAAAAGAGCUAAUUUUGAUGAAGAAAACGCGUAUUUCGAAGACGAUGAAGAAGAGUCCAGCAGCAACGCUGAUCUGCCCUACAUUCCUGCUGAGAACUCGCCCACGCGGCAGCAGAUGAAGUCGGGCGGCGGCGGCGGCUCCGACAGCGAAGACGACCCGUUGGAUGCCUUUAUGGCAGAGGUUGAGAACCAAGCAGCUAAAGACAUGAGGAAACUAGAAGAAAAGGAGAAAAAAUCAACCAAGGGUAUUCGUGAUGACAUUGAGGAAGAAGAUGAGCAAGAAGCGUAUUUCCGCUACAUGGCAGAGAAUCCCACAGCUGGGCUGACCCAGGAGGAAGAGGAGGAAAACAUCGACUAUGACAGUGAUGGAAACCCAAUUCCUUCUACAACCAAGAAAAUAAUCCUGCCGCUGCCACCUAUUGAUCACUCAGAGAUCGACUACCCACCUUUUGAGAAAAACUUUUACAAUGAACACGAGGAGCUGAGCAUUCUCAACGGCAGCCAGGUGUUGGAGCUGAGGCAAAAACUCAACUUGAGAGUUUCUGGUGCUGCUCCUCCUAAACCUUGCACCAGCUUUGCUCACUUCGGCUUCGAUGAGCAGCUGAUGCAUCAGAUUCGAAAGUCUGAGUACACUCAGCCCACACCGAUCCAGUGUCAGGGAGUCCCCAUUGCCCUUUCUGGACGCGACAUGAUCGGCAUUGCAAAAACAGGAAGUGGUAAAACGGCAGCGUUCAUCUGGCCGAUGCUGGUUCACAUCAUGGACCAGAAGGAGCUGGAGCCCGGAGAGGGACCCAUAGCAGUCAUCGUCUGUCCCACCAGGGAGCUCUGUCAGCAGAUCCAUGCAGAGUGUAAGCGUUUCGGGAAAGCGUACUCGCUGCGUUCUGUGGCUGUUUAUGGAGGCGGCAGCAUGUGGGAGCAGGCCAAGGCUCUGCAGGAGGGAGCAGAGAUCGUCGUGUGCACGCCGGGUCGCCUGAUUGACCAUGUUAAAAAAAAGGCCACAUCCUUACAGAGAGUGACAUAUCUGGUGUUUGAUGAAGCUGACCGCAUGUUUGAUAUGGGAUUUGAAUAUCAGGUGAGAUCAGUUGCAAGCCAUGUUCGCCCAGACAGGCAGACUCUUCUCUUCAGCGCCACUUUUCGGAAAAAAAUCGAGAGGUUGGCGAGGGACAUUUUAGUCGAUCCUAUUCGGGUUGUGCAGGGCGACAUCGGAGAGGCCAACGAGGACGUGACUCAGGUGGUGGAGCUGCUGCUCAGCGGAUCAGAUAAAUGGAACUGGCUGACCCGAAGGCUGGUCGAGUUCACUUCCACCGGCUCUGUGCUCAUUUUCGUUACCAAGAAGGCCAACUCUGAGGAGUUGGCCACUAAUCUGACUCAGGAGGGCUACAGCCUCGGCCUCCUGCACGGAGACAUGGACCAGAGCGAGAGGAACAAAGUCAUCAGCGACUUCAAGAAGAAAAAUUUGCCCGUUCUGGUUGCCACUGAUGUAGCCGCCCGUGGUCUGGACAUCCCGUCAAUUCGCACCGUGGUGAACUACGACGUGGCGCGCGACAUCGAUACGCACACUCACAGAAUCGGCCGAACGGGUCGCGCCGGGGAGAAAGGAGUCGCUUACACCCUCCUGACCAGCAAAGACACUUCGUUUGCCGGCGACUUGGUGCGAAACCUGGAGGGAGCCAAUCAGGCCGUUCCCAAAGAGCUCAUGGAUUUAGCCAUGCAGAAUCCGUGGUUCAGGAAAUCGCGGUUUAAGGGAGGUAAAGGAAAGAGGCUGAACAUCGGUGGAGGCGGUCUUGGUUACAAAGAGAGACCAGGUCUGGGGGCCGAGACCUCUGAACGUAGCAGCAGCUUGUCUUCUGUUAGUAGCUUUGAAGGCUACAGCAAACCGACAACUGGGGCGAUGGGGGACCGCAUGUCUGCACUGAAACAAGCUUUCCAGGCUCAGUAUAAGAGCCAUUUUGUGGCGGCAACCAGCGGUCCUCCGAAGCUCAGCACCAAGUCCAGCAGCUCCUCGUGUUGGACCAGCGCCGGCAGCCUGAACUCUGUGCCAACAGAGGCCGCCAACGGCUCAGAGCGACCCAACAUGGCCGCCGCCUUUUCAAUGCCUGGUUUCACCAGCGCCGGAUCCCUGAGCUCCGUGCCCGCCAAUCCAACUGGCUCUCAGCACAGCAUCCCUCCAGCCGCACCCCCGACACACAGAGAGACCCCGCGGGACCGACAUGGGGAGUCCCAGGGUCGUCCUGGCGACGGGCAUCACCGCCACAGCGACAGGAGCGACCGGCAUGGCGGCGAGGAUCGCUACGGUGACCGGGACCGACACGGAGACAGAGAUCGCGACCGCCAUGGUGACAGGGAGCGCCACAGCAGCCGCCACAGCGACAGCCGGAAUGGCGACGGAAGCAGAAGAGAGAGAGAUGACCGGAGAGGGGACAGGGAUGGCGGAGACAGGGGAAGCGGGGAGGGGAGGGACAGGGACAGGGAAGACGACAGCUUCGCAGUUCCCGACCCGCCCAAACGCAGAAAGAGCCGAUGGGAUAACUAAAGUUAGCACAUCUUAGCUCCAUAUGUUCAGCUCCAUAACAAGAGUUGGUCUGUCUAGGCAGGUAGCAGAGCAGAGCUUGAAAUAAGCAGCCAUUUUGGUUUAGGCGCUCAGACAAGUUGGUUUGGACUCAAGGUUUGUUCAGCACAGACAGUUCAUAAACACCAACUGCACACAUACCAUCCAAGCUGAUGUUACUGUUAGUCAAGUCGAGCAUAAAAGCUGUGAAUUCAGUAAAAAAUAAAUAAAGAAAUGCAGUUCAAGAUGCAUUCUCACACAUCUUUAUGCUUGCAAAGCUCAUGCCUUGUAUAUUUUCAUUUUGUGUACUACAGAUCUUCAGUUCACAGGUAAAUGAACAUGUCAAAGCA
This is a messenger RNA of Poeciliopsis prolifica (blackstripe livebearer), 3156 nucleotides long. It is a transcript of the gene ddx42, whose product is annotated as DEAD (Asp-Glu-Ala-Asp) box helicase 42. Gene Ontology annotation, molecular function: ATP binding; nucleic acid binding; RNA helicase activity. Bases 77 to 2791 code for a protein of 904 amino acids. Lineage: Eukaryota; Metazoa; Chordata; Actinopteri; Cyprinodontiformes; Poeciliidae. The transcript is spliced from 18 exons. The record is from RefSeq and is a predicted model, not a curated record.